Ochlerotatus camptorhynchus is the source of this 1440-nucleotide messenger RNA. Its product is annotated as interleukin enhancer-binding factor 2 homolog. The transcript has 2 exons. The record is from RefSeq and is a predicted model, not a curated record. Lineage: Eukaryota; Metazoa; Arthropoda; Insecta; Diptera; Culicidae. Gene Ontology annotation, cellular component: catalytic step 2 spliceosome. Gene Ontology annotation, biological process: positive regulation of DNA-templated transcription. Gene Ontology annotation, molecular function: double-stranded RNA binding; DNA binding. The coding region runs from base 132 to 1334 and encodes 400 amino acids.
UCCCAAUCGGCGUUUGGUGCAUCGCAGAGAAUUUUUUUUGCUAAUUUUCUCUGGAAAUUAUCUUUCCGGUCUCCGAUCUUCAGCAGUUUCUUAAAUAAGCCAAACACCCUCGCUCCAAGGCAACAAACAACAUGGUUCGUACCGGAAUGAUGCGCGGUGGUGGCCGUGGCGGUAUGGGAAUGGGAAUGCGCGGCAUGCGAGGUGCCCCGUUCAUGAACAAGAAAAGCUUCCUCCCGCGACAUCCGUUCGACCUGACGCUGGCGGAGCCGGCUUUCCCGAGGGUAUCGACUGCACCUGAUGACUCCGUUCUGACCACUGCUCUGCUCAAGCGCAGUCAGGAUCUAACGCCUUCCCAGCCGGAACAAACAGCCAUUUCCAACCUGGUUACCAAGGUGCAGGCAGUGCUGGACAACCUGGUCGUUGCCCCCGGCGAUUUCACCAAAUGCCAACUGGACGAGGUUAGGCAGGUGGGUUCCUUCAAGAAGGGAACCAUGAUGGCCGGUCACAAUGUGGCCGAUAUUGUCAUCAUUUUGAAGACGCUUCCCACAAAAGACGCAGCCGAAGUCCUCGGCAAGAAGGUCGAAGAAGACAUCCAAAAGUCGAUGAAGACCGAAGUGGUCCCGAAGGCGGAAGCCAUUGCACUGGAGUACAAUGAAAAGUGCUUCGAGAUUUGGAACUCAUUGGCCCGUGUUCGUUGUUUGAUUGCAACUGUUCCGCAGAAUAUUCGCAAGCUGGAUGCCGAAAAGCAUCUGGAUUUCAAGGUAGUUCAAAGCCACUUGGCUUCCAUCCGGCACGCCCGUUGGUUCGAGGAAAAUGCCCACCAUUCCACCAUCAAAGUAUUGAUCCGCAUCCUUAAGGAUUUAUCCGAGCGGUUCGACGGCUUUGCCCCUUUGAAUCCGUGGAUUUGUGACCUGCUGGCCCACUCGGCCAUUAUGAAUAACCCGAGCCGCCAGGCACUGCCGGUAAACUUGGCCUUCCGGCGAAUAUUUCAACUGUUGGCUUCGGGAUUGUUCGUUCCGGGUUCGGCCGGAAUUACCGAUCCUUGCGAAGUGGGACACAUCCGAGUGCACACCUCCAUGAGUCUGGUCCAGCAGGACGAGUGCUGCAUGGUGGCGCAGACCUUGGUUCGCGUUUUGGCUCACGGUGGGUACAAGCACAUCCUUGGCUUCGUUGAGAAUACCACCGUGGCGAAGGAAAUGUCCGUCUGGGAUGGGGUUGUAGUGUCGCCGAUGGAACCGGCCUACGAGAAACCCGCCGAAAAGAAGGACGGCGAAGAGGAAGAUAUGGAGUGCGUCGAGGAAUCCGCCAUGGAGGAGGAGGAUAACGGUGAGUAGAAAGAAAGAAUGUUCAGCAAUUUCUCAAUCUCCAAAUUGUGUAUGCAUUUUUUCUCUCUUGUGUAAGGUGUAGUUUUAUUCUUAGAAUACGAGCAUUAAGUUAAAU